This is a messenger RNA of Pseudonaja textilis, 5106 nucleotides long. RefSeq names its product MICAL like 1 (gene MICALL1). NCBI's taxonomy places the organism in Eukaryota, Metazoa, Chordata, Lepidosauria, Squamata, Elapidae. Gene Ontology annotation, molecular function: protein binding. The record is from RefSeq and is a predicted model, not a curated record.
GCCCCUAACUAACAAUCUCCGCAGAAUCGCGAGGCGGCCGCAGGGUGACUCUUCCCGGGCCUCCAUUCGCACCCAGCCAACUCCUGCCGUCCCCGGUGUGACCGAUGACUAAGAGCAACGCGCUGCGCGGAGAUGAUCAUGGGCGGAGAAGGGACAGGUCUGAGCAGAGUCCGACGGUGCUGCUGGGCGGGAGAGGAAGGAGGCGCCCCCCGGGGGUAGGAGGGGAGCGGGGAACCGCCAGAGAACCCGAGCGGGGAACGGCGCAGCUCAGCCUCCCCGCCCAGACACCGGGCCGGGAGCCGCACUAGCUCGAAGGCUCGGCCGCGCCGCCUUCCGUUGGCUCGCCCGGGAGGCGCGCCCAGUCCGGGCUGCUCUCUCCUCUCCAUCCAUGCCGCUUUCCCAGGCAGAGGCUCCCUGAGCCGGGCUCCCUCUUUUCUUCCUUUCCGAUGUCGGGCCCGCGCAGCGCCUUGCAGGCCUGGUGCCGCCGCCAAUGCGAGGGUUACCCGGGUGUGGAGAUCCGAGACCUCAGCAGCUCCUUCCGGGAUGGCCUGGCCUUUUGCGCCAUCCUCCAUAGGAACCGGCCUGAUUUGCUGGACUUUACUUCCCUGUCCAAAGAAAAUGUAUAUGAGAACAAUCGUUUGGCAUUUGAAGUGGCUGAACAAGAACUGGGGAUCCCUGCCUUGUUGGAUCCCAAUGAUAUGGUCUCCAUGAGAGUUCCUGACUGCCUCAGCAUCAUGACAUACGUGUCCCAGUAUUACAACCAUUUUAACAACCCUACUCAAGCCAGAGUCGGCAUGCCUAUGAAACACCCAGCUGUUGCCUCCUCACCGACUCUGCCAACUCACAAACCUUUGCCUGUACUUGAAACUACAUCUACAUCCCAGGACAGUGUUACUGAAAGCCUGGGAGAGGAUUCCUCGCAUACUUCCCUUACCAGCCCUUGUGCAGCUUGCCAGAAACACGUUCACCUGGUUCAGCGCUAUUUGGCUGAGGGCAAACUUUACCACCGUCAGUGUUUCAGAUGCAAGGAGUGCUCUAGCACACUCAUUCCUGGAUCUUACAAAGCUGGACCUGAAUUGGGCACAUUUGUAUGUACCCAGCAUCGUGGUAAGCUGAGCAAACUGAGUGAGAGGACUGAGAACCAGCUAACUCCAGAACCUCUACUUGGAAAGGAAAGUACAGAAGCUGGGACAGUGAGUAAUGAGAUGGAAGAAAAGAAUGGCGUAUCAGAAAGUCACUCAUCAGCUGUGGAAGAGAUGGGCAAAAUGGGGGAAAGAACUGUUGGUGAAGUAAGCACAGAACUUGAGACACCUUGUACCCAGCCAAAGAAUGAAGUGCCCACUUCUACUUCCAAUUCUGGCUCUUGCUUACAGAUGCCUCCCAAGCCACCUAUACCAACCAAGCCACCAACACUUAUCCAAGAAAAAGUUAGCCUGCAACAUGGGCAUCUCAAAGAGCCUCGACCUACCCCUGCCCCUCGGAGGAGCACAGACCCAGCCAGCCUGUCGCCACUGAGCUUAUAUCCUGUCCCAAGGCCCAGAGCCAAUAUGCCAAAUGAGAGUUCCAGUGAGCUACCAUCUGAUUUGGUCAAUGGUAAACUUCCUGAGCUCAGCCCUCCAGUUCCAAAGCCCAGGAGCAGACCUACUUCCGCAGACCGCUCUGGUGAAUUGCUAAGGCCCAGAGACCCUCCAUGGAUUGCACUGGUUCAGACAGAACCCAGGAAGAAGCCGGCUCCUCUGCCACCAGGCAAUAGCAAGGAAAGCUCACCAGUGGCUUUCGAAGAGAAUGAAGGUAGAGUAGAAGGAGGAAAGGCACAAAUCAGGGAAGACAGACCUGUCCUGGAAGAGCCAAAGCCUUAUAACCCCUUUGAAGAUGAAGAAGAGGAAGAGGAUGAGAAGGAAGUUGUCAUAUCACAGAGCAAACAAAAGCAAGAACAAAGGGAGGGGGAGAGUGGUCUCAAGCCUGCUCAUCCCUGGUACGGCAUUACUCCCACAAGCAGCCCCAAGACAAAGAAACGACCAGCUCCAAGAGCACCCAGUGCCUCCCCACUUGUUCACCAUCCCAUCUCCAGGCUUUCCCACUCAGAACCAUCUUCUUCCACGCCGUCCCCAGCCCUCAGCUUGGAGAGUAUCACAUCUGAGUGUUUGGCCAAGGCUGCUGACAACCUGAACGAUGCCUCUGUGCCGAAGAGCUCCUCUGAGCCUACAGUCCAUGCUCCUGCUGCUUCCAUCCUUUCCCACUCGGACACCCCACUGAUCAGUGUCCCUUCUGGUGAGGGACCUACAGUUCUGCCCGCCUGUUCUACUGAUUCCUCCUUAUCGUCAUCCAGUGAUUUGACGGGCUAUGGUGAUGAGGCACAAGGUGGACAUUUACAGACUGCCAGAAUUUGUCCGUCUGGGAACUUGAAAACCAGCCCUGGGAAUAUCUUUCCUAAGCCUCCUGCUGGAGCAUCUCCCACACCCAUUCUCUUGGCAUCAGAGUUGAACAGUGGAUCUGCAAGUAACUCUCCUUCACCCAAAGCGCAGCCAAAGUCAUCCUGUAAGGAGAAUCCCUUCAACCGGAAGCCAUCACCUGCUGCCUCCCCCUCUGUUAAGAAAGCUUCAAAGGGACCCAAACCAGCAAGGCCUCCUGCUCCUGGACAUGGUUUCCCACUAAUAAAACGGAAGGUUCAGUCAGAUCAGUAUGUCCCAGUGGAGAAUAUAUAUGGUGAGAUGGACAGCAUUGAGCAGCAGCUGGAUGAGUUAGAACACCGAGGAGUUGAACUGGAAAGGAAACUCCGGACAAUAGAGAAUGAUGUCCCUGAAGAUGGUUUGCUGGUGGAUUGGUUUAAGCUGAUUCAUGAGAAACAUAUGCUAGUGCGUCGAGAGUCUGAACUUAUCUAUAUUUUUAAGCAGCAGAACUUGGAGCAACGUCAAGCUGAUGUGGAGUAUGAACUGCGAUGUCUUCUUAAUAAACCUGAUAAAGACUGGACAGAUGAUGACAGGAUCAGAGACAAGGUAUUGAUGGAAGAGCUUGUGACCAUUAUUGAACAACGGAAUGCCAUUGUCAACAGUCUGGAUGAGGAUCGGCAAAGGGAGGAAGAGGAGGAUAAAAUGUUGGAAGCCAUGAUUAAAACAAAAGAAUUUCGCAAGGACUCUGAGGCUGAAAUCAAGAAGAAAGGAAAAUUCAAACCAAUGAAAGUGCUGAAGUUACUUGGAAAUAAACCUGACUCAAAAAACAGAUCCCCCAAGGAAAAAAGCUAAAGCAGCUGGCAACUAGAAGAGUAAGGAGGGCUGUUAGUCUCUUUGACUGCUCAGCCCCAUUUAGCUGGGCGUGCCUGGCAAGUAGGAUGGCUUCCUGCUUUUGCCCAUUUUUUUAAAAAAGGGGGUUGUGCCUUGCCAUACACCAAAGGUGGCUUUAUCUCAGAAAAAUCCAACCACCUUCCACAGCAGCAGGUGUUAGAAAGGGGGGAAAUAUGGCAAGUCUUAUGAGCACAUUACAGAGAGGGACAGACAUGGAGGAAGAAGCUGUUUGCCAUUUUCUCUUUCAAGGUGUGAGGGAUGGGAAUGGACAAAUAAAAUAGCUUUAGACUUCCUCAGUUGUGUACCUAUUAUAUCCUUGACUGUUCAGAACUUUUAAUCAUACGUGUUUUGGGGAAAGUUGCACUAAUUGUCCUCCUCCUUUAACUGUGAUAGUCACAUGUGCCUAAUAAUCUCUUCGGGGGAGGGAGGAGGAAGGAAAUCCCCAUUGCAGUUUGGGAGCCUCUGGUUAUCUCUUUUGAAUUCCUUUUCUUAUUCUUUUUCUCCUCUGAUCAUUCCAAAAAAAAAAAAAAUCGGGCUUUCAGGGCAGAUAUUUGUUGUGGGCUUAAAUUUUUAAAAGAUUUUGACCAUAGGAAAGUCUAUUAUAAAGUCUGUAAAAACAGCCAAAAACCUAACCAAUGCUCUAUUUCUGAAAGAUUUCUCUGUCACCAAAGAAGACAUUAUGCUGUGAAUGCCGAUUCUGUUGGCAACCAGUUAGCAAACCACAGAGGAAAGGCUAAGGCAGUUUUGACCUCUGUUGUAAAGCAAAUUGCAGUUGCUGUCAAGAGGGUAGAUUUGUGUAGGUGUGAAUGGGAAACAACUGGAUCUUUUUAACCCUCUUAUUUGCUUCUGCUGCUGCUGCUAUGUAUAUCGGGACACAGCAGGCUGGGACAACUCAUUGCCUGCCAAACACUAGAGCCAGAAGAGGAUGUCAACAAGGUACCACUGUAAUUCUUAGCUCCCUCCCCUCAGGGUUUAUGUGCAUGUUUUUUUUUCUAAGAGUGCAAAAGAUCUUUAUAAGUUUUGUAGCCAAACACCCACCCUCUAUCUGACUUUCUGCUUUUUUUUUAGUUUUGUGUGUAUGUAUGAAUUCAGAAGGGAGAAUGUCUUUUUUUCUCUUCUGGCUUCUCUAAAUUGAGGGACUAUUUAUUGAGAUGUUUGUUUGGUCUGAGUUAAAUGUUGAUAAUAUUGUAGGUGUUGGUUUGAGUUAUUAGCAAAUUGCUGUGCUGCUUUAUUCAAAUGUAAUGAAUUGGAAAACAGUCCUCGACUGUGAUAUUCAACCUGGAGUGCCCUCCCUAACUUGAAGCUCUCCAGAUGUGUUAUGUUACCAUUUCUAUCUGGUCAGCCAAUAUAUCAUGUUAAUAGUAGUUUGGGAAUGAUGGAUAAUUCAACAUAUCUGGAAAGCAGCAGUUAGGGUUUAGACCUUUUCAAAGCAGAACUGAAUUCAUUGGUGGUGUCAGCUCUUAGCCUCUACAACAGGGAUGUCAAACUUGCAGCCCGCGGGCUGGAGGCAUCACACUGGCCACCUCCACCCCCAUUUUAGCGGAGGGGGAAAAAGUCACAAUACACCACAUGACAACAGUGUGACAACAGGUUUGAUAUCCCUGCUCUACAAUAGACAGUAGCCACCAUCUGUUUCUUGCUCUCAGUUACAAGAUUGUCCAAUGCACAGCUCUCUCUUUUAUAAAGCAAAACAAGUCAAUCUUUUAAAAUGACCUCAGAUACAGUCCCAUCAGAAAUUAUCAGAUUCUGGUGAACAUAAUUACCCUGUGGUAACUGCAAUCUCCACUGAUGGGCACAGAUGAAAUCAAUAAUAAAACUGAUAAAA